Molecule: messenger RNA, 471 nt
Organism: Pedinophyceae sp. YPF-701
Lineage: Eukaryota; Viridiplantae; Chlorophyta; Pedinophyceae
Source: the annotation of a GenBank genome assembly
AUGCCGCCGAAGAAGCAGGCGGCGCCCGAGGUUCCGCAGGAGCCGCCGAAGCCGCUGGAGGGAAAGUUCCACUACCCGUCCGGCGCGACGUACGAGGGGGAGUACAUGCACAGGCUCAAGGAGGGGGAGACCGCGGUGCCAGAGGGCGAGACGCGGCCGCGGUACCGGCACGGGAAGGGCACAUUCAUCGAAGGAGACUACAAGUACGAGGGGAACUGGGAGGACGACAAGAUGUGCGGGAAGGGGAGCUUCGUGUUUGCGUCAGGGGCGCGGUACGACGGGGAGUUCAAGGACAACAAGUACCACGGGACGGGGACGUACAAGUGGUCGGACGGGCGGCAGUACGAGGGGGGCUGGGAGGAGGGGAAGAUGCAUGGGAAGGGCGUGUACCUCGACCGCGAGGGCCACCGGUGGGAGGGCCAGUUCUUCAACGGCGCAGGUCCAGGGCUGACGCAGCUCCUCGAACAGUGA